Monascus purpureus is the source of this 1260-nucleotide messenger RNA. Lineage: Eukaryota; Fungi; Ascomycota; Eurotiomycetes; Eurotiales; Aspergillaceae. The record is from the annotation of a GenBank genome assembly.
UUUUAUCUCUGUGCUUUCUCCGUUGCACUGUUUGCGCUUCUGCGGCAUUCGCUCCAUUCAGUUUCAUCUAUCCACGUAUCUGCGCCCGCGAUACUGACAACCGCGCGUUGAGCUCUCCGCGGUCGAGGGCCGCCUCACUAUUCUAGGCGAAUAACUCGAUAUGAAGUUAUAGUUCCUGUGCUACUGUUGUCGCAUCAAGAAGAGAACAUACGCUGUAAAACAAGAAAGGGUCUAACCCAGCACUACCCAGGUUGAAUUCGCUUCGCAGCGCAUCGUCACGUCAACCACAUACUGCAGUACUUACAUUCAAUUCAGUUAUUUUUCUAUCAAAGCCAGUCGCCAAGAUGAUUGCAAGUGUUCUCUUCAUUUUCACACGAAUCGUCCAGAUCGUGUUCCUGAUCCCUAUAAUCGGGAUGAUGGUGAGUCCACAGUCUAAGAGCCAAAGUGACCCACAGGAACCAAAACACGAAUUAAUUGCAAUCGAUGGAGCAGGCCUACUUUGUCAAUGGCUUCCUCAAUGCCAACACCAUCACGCCGGCCUACAUCCUAGUACUUUUCAUUGUCAGCGUGAUCGCCGUCUUCUGGUCCCUGGACACCGUCAUCCGUUACCGGACCGCACGUAAUUCAGCGAUAUUCGUCUGCUUUCUGGACCUUUGUUUCUGCGGCGCCUUUAUUGCGGGCGUAUAUGAGCUGCGCUUCAUUGGCAACGAUAACUGUGCGCACUGGGACCCCGUGAACGACUCAUACUCGCUGUACGUGUCGCUGGGCCCGUUCGGGAGACUGGGAUACGAGACGGGCAAUCACCUGGCGCUCCACAUAAACAAGACAUGUGCUAUGCUGAAAACCUGCUUCGCGCUGGGGAUCAUGGAGACAGUCUUCUUCUUCUGGACCGCCGUGUUGGCGUAUUUCAUCUACGAGCCAAGGAAAGUGGUCAAGGAGACCAUUGAGGUGAGGAAACGACGCAGUGGAAGUGGAGGGCAUGGCCGUCAUCAUCAUCGCCACCGCUCGGUCUCUGGAGGACACAGGAGGAGUCAUAGUAGUCAUCGACAGGAGUAUGAGGUUUAACCUACUUAGGCUCGAGCGUCUUCCAUUCGUUGUCUUUCGUUUCUUUUACUCGGAAUAACUGUUUUUUUUUUAUGAUGAUGAAUACAUGAAACAUGAUUUUACGGCUCUGCGUUUAUUUGUUAUGCGUUUACGGAAAUAUGGGGAUACCAUACUGGACAUAGGGAGAAGACUACUUUCAGAUAGAAAAUAUACAAG